Messenger RNA from Triticum urartu, 931 nucleotides. NCBI's taxonomy places the organism in Eukaryota, Viridiplantae, Streptophyta, Magnoliopsida, Poales, Poaceae. The record is from RefSeq and is a predicted model, not a curated record.
CUUCUUCUAAAGCAAGUGGGAUGUAUUUUAACCAAAAUCUUUUUGGGUGUGUACCUUGGUAUUUGAGAACUGAAAUAUUGGAGUAAACCAAGCGUAAAUUUUGUCCAGCCCCGGCCCAAGAUAUAUCUCCUCGAAGAAGCUGGUCAUCACAUGUGACCCCCUAUUACCUUUCUAAGAUUUGCAUGUAUGAAACAAGAUGAAUGCAACGAGGCUUGGACUCGUCCACGCCGCCGGCGAGGACCUCAACAGCAUGACGGUGGCGCAGCAGUACGCGCUCCUCAAGCCGCUCCAGGUCGGCAUCGCCGUCUGCGACCACCAAGGCCAGCAGGUCGGCUGGGAGUUCAACCUCCGCGACUUCUGCCGCCUCGCCGACCCGCACGAUCAAAAGGCCCUCGACUACCUUGCCGACCGCGGCGUCGACCUCGACAUGCUCGGCGCGCUGCUCAUGGGCUCCGGCCUCAUCGGCGCCGGACACGGGCGGCCGCUGUCGUGGAUCACCUACGCCGGUGCCUACCACGUAGCAUACCUGCUCAAAAUCGUCACGGGCGGCGCCCCGCGGCCGCACGACGUGGCCGGUUCGUGGGCGGCAUGCAGUAUUACCUCGGCCUGACUGGUCUACGACGUUGCCAUGAUGGCGGCCGGCUGCCCGGGCAUGCCGGUGGGGCUGUACCGCAUCGCCGCUAGCCUGCGCAUCCAUCCGCCAUGGGGGAGCCCUCACCUCGCAGGCGCCGCCGGCGUGCGCGCGCUUCUGGCCUUUAGGAUUUGCGCUUCGACAGCAACGCGGAGAGGUUCCGAGGUCUGCUUCAGGGCCUGCAGCAUUAAUUAGUUCUUCGACGGUCGAUCAGAAUAUCAGACACGAGCAAUGUUGGUCAAGAAUUCGAAUGCUGUGAUGUUCAAAUAAGCUGGAUGCUCAGGGCAUAUAAAUGGGCCG